This is a messenger RNA of Cajanus cajan (pigeon pea), 1071 nucleotides long. Its product is annotated as large ribosomal subunit protein uL30w. Gene Ontology annotation, biological process: maturation of LSU-rRNA from tricistronic rRNA transcript (SSU-rRNA, 5.8S rRNA, LSU-rRNA). Gene Ontology annotation, cellular component: cytosolic large ribosomal subunit. The record is from RefSeq and is a predicted model, not a curated record. Lineage: Eukaryota; Viridiplantae; Streptophyta; Magnoliopsida; Fabales; Fabaceae. Gene Ontology annotation, molecular function: RNA binding; structural constituent of ribosome.
CAAAGUAAAACCCUAAUCUAAACCGUCCAUCGUCAGAAGCUUGACAACACUCAGCCACUACAAAACCCUAGCUAUCUCAUUUGACAACGUUAGAAAACCCUAAUUCGCAGUCGCACUCGAGAUGGGUGAAGAAGUGAAAACAAUUGUUCCGGAGUCGGUGCUGAAGAAGCGAAAGAGGGAAGAGGAAUGGGCGUUGGCGAAGAAGCAAGAACUCGAAGCUGCGAAGAAGAAGAGAGCCGAGAGCCGCAAGCUCAUCUACAACAGAGCUAAGCAGUACGCGAAGGAGUACGAUGAGCAGGAGAAAGAAUUGAUUAGGUUGAAACGUGAGGCCAAGUUGAAAGGUGGAUUUUAUGUGGAUCCAGAGGCUAAGCUCUUGUUUAUUAUUCGCAUCCGUGGUAUUAAUGCCAUGCACCCCAAGACAAGGAAGAUCUUGCAGCUGUUGCGAUUGAGACAGAUAUUCAAUGGUGUAUUUCUCAAAGUCAACAAAGCCACAGUGAAUAUGCUCCGCAGAGUUGAGCCUUAUGUGACUUAUGGAUACCCUAAUCUGAAGAGCGUGAGAGAACUUAUUUAUAAGAGAGGGUAUGGAAAGCUAAACAAGCAAAGAACUGCUCUAACUGACAACUCCAUCAUUGAGGAGGCUCUUGGCAAAUUUGGAAUCAUAUCCACUGAAGAUCUUAUUCAUGAGAUCAUCACUGUUGGUCCUCACUUUAAGGAGGCUAACAACUUCCUUUGGCCAUUUAAGCUCAAGGCUCCUUUGGGUGGCUUAAAGAAGAAGAGAAACCAUUAUGUUGAAGGAGGUGAUGCUGGAAACCGGGAGAAUUACAUCAAUGAGCUAAUCAGGAGAAUGAAUUGAGCUGAGUCUCUGUUCAAAUCAUUGAUUAGGAGGAUCAAUCUUUCCUUGUUGGUUUUUUAGAUCAAGAUCAGACUAUUUUAUUAUCCGAAAUUUUGAAAAUAUCACAUUCCUGACUUUGUUAAAUCAUUUUGUUAAGGUUGAAUUUCUUUUUCGUUUUAUAUAAGUAUUGAGUGUGAUAAUUUAAUUUUAAGUUAUCCAUAUUAUUAUGCUUGGUUUUA